Messenger RNA from Rodentolepis nana, 567 nucleotides. NCBI's taxonomy places the organism in Eukaryota, Metazoa, Platyhelminthes, Cestoda, Cyclophyllidea, Hymenolepididae. The record is from the annotation of a GenBank genome assembly.
AUGUGUGGAGGCUACCUAUCUCGCCAAGUGGAGCCGGAGGAUUUGCAAGUGAAAAUAAAUACUCUUCUAGGGGAAAAGAAUCUCCCUUUGGUUAUCAGCGUCGCAUUUAUCAGUGAGAUCGUAGCUGAAUUUCCUCUUAACUUCCAGAUCAAUGAUUUUGAAAUCAUUGCCCAAACGACAUCUCGCCACUUUACUCGACAAAAUGGUGAUAUGAUGAGUUCACUUAUAUCUAGCGUAACUGCCUUUGCCUUCGCUGCUGCUAAGGUGGGAGUUGAGGAAGACCUCUCGUCUGAUGCCGCAGAUUUCCAAUCAAUAAUAAAUAAGUUUGAUCUAUUUAUGCGGCUCUUCAAUCGAUCGGAAUCGGAGAAUUCUGGGCUGGUUGACUAUGCUUCGGUCGCGAAAGGGGGUCGUCUUAUCGAUAACUUAACCUUACUUGUCUGUUAUGUUAUGAGUCUUCGAUAUAGUUUGGGAUGCAUGUUCAUUCCUCUCUCCUGUAUAAUUAAUAUUUAUUACUGUUAUAAGUUAGCAUUCGUCGACACUGGCAACCUUGCUGGUCUGGUGUGCUAG